AUGCCAAAAAUUCUCUGCGCUUUGAUCUGUGUCCUGGGUUUUUCUAUUGUCGACUCGGCGCAACAAAACGAUGGUGUGCUGGAGAAAAUUAAAGCAGGAUUGGAGUACGCGACGAAUUACUUAGAAACGGCGAAAGAUAUUGCCGAUUUAGUGGCCAGAAGUUUAGGCAAGAAGCAGAAAGAGAGGCGAGGCGAGGAUGAGGAUAAAAACAAGGCAGAUUUCGUGCCAUCGAAUGUAAUGUCCGCAUUUUUCCGGAUGAUCGGCCUGGAUUCGCAGAAAGUUACGGCGAUCGUCGUCAACAGUGUCAUAUUUCUUGCUCAAAUGAUUAGCUCGCUGUUCGAACUGAAACCGCCGAAGGAGAACAUCGCGAGGGAUUUGGACGAAGACGAAACUUCCAACUGGAAUCCCGCCGACGUGAUCAUGGAAAGCAAAAACGAAAGGAUUCAGCAAUUGAUCAAGCAAGCGCACGACGAAAAGCUGCCGAACCAGUUGAUGGAGACGAUAGAUGGCGUCGAUUCCGGCUGUGUGAAGCUGUUACUAUGCAAAACAUCGCCGGUGAUUAAGGCUGCACAACAUUUCCUGAAGAAUAAGGCGCAGGCCGAGUCUCGCGAAAUGACCGCGUGGCUGCCUAGCAAGGACGAAUUCGAGGAGAACAGCGACCAGUGCGAUCACGCGCACGUGGAGUGCAGUUUGUUUCAUUAG
Messenger RNA from Megalopta genalis, 702 nucleotides. RefSeq lists its product as uncharacterized. The record is from RefSeq and is a predicted model, not a curated record. NCBI's taxonomy places the organism in Eukaryota, Metazoa, Arthropoda, Insecta, Hymenoptera, Halictidae.